Messenger RNA from Nematolebias whitei (Rio pearlfish), 1360 nucleotides. It is a transcript of the gene b3gnt2b, whose product is annotated as UDP-GlcNAc:betaGal beta-1,3-N-acetylglucosaminyltransferase 2b. The record is from RefSeq and is a predicted model, not a curated record. Gene Ontology annotation, molecular function: hexosyltransferase activity. Bases 1 to 1194 code for a protein of 397 amino acids. The transcript has a single exon. NCBI's taxonomy places the organism in Eukaryota, Metazoa, Chordata, Actinopteri, Cyprinodontiformes, Rivulidae. Gene Ontology annotation, cellular component: membrane.
AUGGCACUGCUGAAGCGGAAGCUAAAAUAUCUUGUGACAGUGAUGAUGAUCAACCUCUUCAUCUUCGUCCUCAUCUCUCGAAACAGCGGCCAAGAUAAAAAUGGACUCGACAAACUCCGCAUUCCCUCCAAGGUCUUCUGGGCCAAACUGGUCCCCAGCUCUGCUUACUGGAACCACCAGCAGCAGAUUUUGGAUAUUCAGAACAGUCCCAUCUUACUGAGAAACUUAAGCAGUGCAGACCUGCCUGACUGGCUCAAUGACACUGCUUUGACCUCUGACCUUUGUCAGCCCAAUUUUAGGGUUACCACUCAGGUGAAGGAUUACAACACUCUACCACACCGCUUCAAGGACUUCCUGCUUUACAUGCGUUGCCGUUCCUAUCCAAUCACAAGAGAUGUGCCAGAGAUCUGCAAAGAGCAACCAUUCUUGCUGCUUGCGGUCAAGUCCCUCGCACCGCACUUUGAUCGUCGCCAGGCCAUUCGUCAGUCCUGGGGACGGGCAGGUGUUAUAGCCAAUAAAACAGUGGUCACUGUUUUCCUCCUUGGUAAUGCCACAUCUGUGGACCACCACCCAGAUCUGUCUGAGAUGAUGCACUACGAGAGCAGCCACCACAAAGACAUUAUCCAGUGGGACUUCCGGGAUUCAUUUUUCAACUUGACUGUCAAAGAGGUCCUGUUUCUAGAAUGGAUUCAGGCUCAUUGCUCUGGCGCACAGUUCAUCUUCAAGGGGGAUGAUGACGUCUUUGUCAACACGCACCGCAUCUUGGACUUCCUCAAGGGUUUAUCAGAGCCCAAAGCCAAGGACCUGUUUGUUGGUGACGUUAUCACAAAUGCAGGACCACACAGAGACAAGAAGGUAAAAUACUUCAUUCCAGAGAGCAUGUACAUAGGUACGUACCCUCCAUACGCAGGGGGAGGGGGGUACCUUUACUCUGGUGACAUUGCUGCUCGUCUUCACAACAUGUCCCACCAUGUAGCGCUCUACCCAAUAGACGACGUCUACACUGGGAUGUGUCUCCGCAAGCUUGGACUGGGCCCUAAAAAGCAUAAAGGCUUUAGGACCUUUAACAUUGAGGAAAAGUACAGGUUAAAUCCCUGUGCAUACAAGAGUUUAAUGCUGGUUCACCCAAGGACCCCACAGGAGAUGAUCCAGAUCUGGUCCUGGCUCAGCAGACCUGACCUCUCCUGCCAAUAACAGCAUUAUGGGUCAUUCUCAAAGGCCAUACUGACCAAUAAUUCCUCUUGAACAGGGUCAUGACUUAAAAUUUGGCAGCUUUAAGUUAAGACGAUCAAAAAAUGGGUCACUUGUAGCCUCAACUUGGUACAAAUGUUGGCUUUGUUUAUUUUUAGUAUUCUAUUUU